Entamoeba invadens IP1 is the source of this 624-nucleotide messenger RNA. RefSeq lists its product as hypothetical. The transcript has a single exon. Lineage: Eukaryota; Evosea; Mastigamoebida; Endamoebidae. The coding region runs from base 1 to 624 and encodes 207 amino acids. The record is from RefSeq and is a predicted model, not a curated record.
AUGAGCAAUUUUCAAAUUACAUUUGUUAUAUGUUGUAUGAUAACUUGUUCCCUUUCUUACAAUUAUGCAAUUCUCCAAGAGGGCUCCAAUUAUAUAUCAUACACCCUCGACAAGUGUUAUUCGGAUUUGACUUCUAUUUUUGUGACACCCACAUCAUAUUUUCGCAUUCUUGAAGAUGUCAAUGGGAAGAUUUUAGUGAAGUCCGGAAGUGUUUGUAAAGACAAGCAUAUGAUUGACGAUGCCAAUUUGACGUCGAUCUUUUCAUCAUACAAAUUAGUCGAUGAACUUCCUUCAUUCGUUUUAGUUCGUUAUGACUACGGAGUCUUCCUUGGGUGUCAGUUUGGAGAAGAAAAGGCUCAUCCACAUGAACUUUUGAUCACAGAUGGAUGCAAUAAGAAUAUUUCUAGUGCAGAAGGGUACUAUGUUAAAUAUGACGUUUCAACAGAAGAUAACAGGGUUUCAAUCACUAAUUAUUCGGAUUCCGAGUGUAAAACAGUCGUAGGAAAUUACGACGUAAAAAUACUUGGACAAUGCAGUACAGAAAACGAUCGUAAUGUUAUGUAUUCCGAAGGAAAUAUUAAAAUGGUGAUACUUUUGGUGUUCAUCAUUUUAAUUACUUUUUAA